AUGAAGUUUUGCUUGUUCUUGAAAAGGUCAUACAAUUCAAUUUAAAUCAACAAAGGAUUUCUUCAAUUAUUAAUAGAAGUUUCAUCUUAUCAAUAAUAACAUUAAAGAAUAAGGAGAGGCAAAAAAGUAAAUUAUUGA
Molecule: messenger RNA, 138 nt
Organism: Paramecium primaurelia
Lineage: Eukaryota; Ciliophora; Oligohymenophorea; Peniculida; Parameciidae
Source: the annotation of a GenBank genome assembly